This is a messenger RNA of Brienomyrus brachyistius, 3502 nucleotides long. RefSeq names its product centromere protein T (gene cenpt). The transcript has 14 exons. Gene Ontology annotation, biological process: mitotic cell cycle; kinetochore assembly; chromosome segregation. Gene Ontology annotation, cellular component: kinetochore. Lineage: Eukaryota; Metazoa; Chordata; Actinopteri; Osteoglossiformes; Mormyridae. The coding region runs from base 517 to 3198 and encodes 893 amino acids. Gene Ontology annotation, molecular function: protein heterodimerization activity; DNA binding. The record is from RefSeq and is a predicted model, not a curated record.
UAUGCUGCUGCGCGGCGGGAAUAGCAACCUGAAAUCGUACUGGGCGGAAUUGGCGUAAAGAACAAACUUUGAUGUUGCGGAACAUGAGACUGAAGGGUAUGGUAAACAUGUAUAUACAACUUUAACAUACAUCUAUAAAUAUUGUAGUUAAACAGGCAUAUCUACAGUAACAUCCUUAAAAGGGUUAUAAAGUGAAACUGGAAGCUAUACAGGUUUGUUAUGGCAACGUUCGUUCUUUUCUGACGUUUAGGGACUACAACACCCAUAAUUCCCCACAAAAACCCAACACUCUGCAACAACUAUCGCGAUAACUUUCUUGAAUUUAUAGGCGGGAGUCAAACGUCAACAGUAGCUGUAAAAAAUGUCUUUUUGCAGUGUGAUGUUGUAAUUACUUAUAUCGUUAAUAAGAAUUAACUAAUAUCCGGAAACGGUAAAUUGUUAAUUUGCAUAUUGAUCCAUUUACGUAGCAGAGGACGUACGCAGCUAGCUGUCUGAAACCGUGCUAAAACGUCUGCAAUGGAUACCAUGGACGAAGACGUAUCUGCCCGCGUCCUCCUGAAAGGUGUCCUUCACACGGAGCUCCCGAAGACACCGAUCACCCGUAGCCUAUCCAGAUCGCUGCAGCAGGCGUCUGUGGUCACACGGAGUAGUAGGACACGCCAGAGCAUCUCUGGGAUGCUGUCACCUCAGGUGGCCCUGCGGAAGAAGAUGAAGGACCGGCUGCGUGAGAGUGUCACCAGGCCACCUGCCCAGCAGAAAAAAGCCGCCACCUUAUACAGGAAGGGUGUCUCGUCAGCCCCAGCAUCUCCUUUAUCCCUAAAUGAUGAUGUCACCCCUCGAGGUUUGCUGCGGGGAAUUUUACGCACAGAAACAGAAUCGUCCCUUUUGGUCCCAGACCCGCCCGUGAGGCCGGUUGUCGGUCCCGCUGAGUCUAGCCUAUACAGUAACCGGCCCAGUACAGGGACGUCGGACCUGGACCUUCCAGAUCUUUCCACUGCGAACUUCUCAAUGGCUGUGAGGGGCAUUAGCAGAAAGCGGCCCCAAAGGAACAUUGACCUGUCCAUGUUCGAGAGGGGGCUUGAUCAGGGAGUCGAUGGAAUUGAGGGGCCGAAGUCUGAUGAGCCGGAUGAUCACUCCUCGUCUCACGGAUCAGAUGCCUCCAGUGUGCUCUCCCUGAAGACCCCACAUGCAGACCCCCAGACAGAGAGGAGGGGGCUAAGGAGAGGUGUCAAACGCAGGGCGGUGGACGUGGACGACUUUGAGCAGGGCGUUCAAAAUCGCCUCGCUCGUAAGCAGAACCCAGAUCUGGAGCACAGUUUGGCCAGUGCCCCAGGGAUGCUGAGUGAGACUAGGGGGCUGGAGAAGUUCACGCUUGGCAUCACUGACCUGUCUGUGUCGGACACAGAGAUCAUCAUGAGCAGCACGGCGCUGUACCCCCACCCUGUCUCUAUGCCGACGGGGGAUGCUUGCCCAGUGGCUGACAAGGACACCGUCACCGCCAUGCAGAUCCAGAGAGAUGUGGAGAGAGGUGCUGGGCCACCGAGGGAGGGAGAGCAGGGAGAAAAUCAUGGCUCCCUGCGGAUUAUGGACGGAGAGGCGGAGGAGGAACCCAGGGACGACAGGGCUGGAGAGGAAGAUGAUAGGGGAGUCCAUGGCUGUGAGGGUGACACGGAGGGGGAAGGCCUGAUGAGCGAGGGGGAAGGCCUGAUGAGCGAGGGGGAAGGCCUGAUGAGCGAGGGGGAAGGCCUGAUGAGCGAGGGGGAAGGCCUGAUGAGCGAGGGGGAAGGCCUGAUGAGCGAGGGGGAAGGCCUGAUGAGCGAGGGGGAAGGCCGGAUGAGCGAGGGGGAAGGCCGGAUGAGCGAGGGGGAAGGCCGGAUGAGCGAGGGGGAAGGCCGGAUGAGCGAGGGGGAAGGCCGGAUGAGCGAGGGGGAAGGCCGGAUGAGCGAGGGGGGCCUGGGAGGGAAGGCCGGAGUUAAUGUCGACGGUGCAGAGGUCAGGAAGGAGGGAGCACUGCAAGAAGGAGGCGAGGAUGGGGUGGCUGAGAGGGUGAGGCUAGACGGAUCUCGCAGGGAGACAUGGGGCUCUGAUAAGGGAGAGCCAGAUGAGGAGGCAACACAGGAUGGGAAGAUGGCCGAAUCUGAGGGGGAAGAGGCCGCCUGUUUGGAUACCAGCCAAAGAGAUGACGAGCAGCAGGCGGUGGGGCCGGAGCAUGUGGCACGCCAGAGAGCAUACCACUCGGAGGGCGGGGCCAAGCUCCUGGAAGCAGCAGUGUUGGGGCGGGGCUUCAGGAGCCUUGGCGCCUCCGUGAGGCAGGCAGAUACAGAGUCUGAUGGCACUGUGGAGACAGUGGGGGCCAGUGCGGGCUGGCACAGCGGGCCAGAGGAGUCAAGCAGGAGCCAGACAUCUGAGGGCUCACCCCCGUCCCACUCCCCACAUGCGGAGGAGCCUCACAGCCGGAGGGCCUCGUGGAAGCAGGAACAGUCUAUGGCUGGGACAGCAGCUGUAACCCCGGGGAGCUACAAGGUCCAGGACAAGGAGAACCUGAGUCUCAGUGUACAGUUGGAGUCUCCAGAGGCUGAAAUGCGCCCCCCCUCCCCUGCACUGAGUGAGCACAGCACUGAUGUAGGUCUAGGAGAUGAGGACAGGGAGAACGAGCGGCAGAGCAUGGAGGAGAGUGAAGAUGAUGGCUCCCAGAGUGAAGAGCUAUCGAUGAAGACGCCAGCCUUCGUCCGCCAGAAGAAGAUGAUCCAAACGGCAGGGCCUGCUGCCACACCUGGCUUCCUCAAACUGGUGAAGAAUGCACAGAAGACUUCUCAGGCCCCCGCUGCCAAACCCAAGAGGAAGCGCCAGGCUGCAGCCACCAAGAAGGAGAUGGGCUUGCCGAAGAGCUACCUGAUGUCGGUCUUCAAGCAUUUCGCCAAGACUCGCGUGUCCUCAGACGUCUACCCGGUGCUGAAGGAAGUCAUGGACAAGUUUUUCGAUCGGCUGUCUGAGGACCUGGAGGUUUACGCCAGGCACGCCAAGAGGAAGACCAUUGAGCUGGAGGACGUUGAGCUGCUUCUGAGGAGACAAGGGUUCGUGACAGACAGCAUGCCGUUAAACGUGCUCAUUGAGAGGUACCUCCCACGAGAGUACAGGAAGCUGCUGAUCCCCGUGGCAACGAGCGGGAACAAGGUCGUGCCCAAGCCGAGGAGGUGAAACGGCAUGGUUGCGCUGGUCUUGAUCCCGAUCCUCCUUCCUCGCAUUCCACUUCACAGCUCUUCUGUUCCUGAGCGCCACCUGGCUGUCCCCCAGUGAAAAGGCAUCAGACUGGUUCAGUGAUGUACUAAGCAUAGUAGUUCUAAAGGACAGCCACUCGCAUGUGAGCUCUUCACACAGAUGGAAUUUAACAAUAGUGGAUUGGGGAGCGAUGGCUGCCCUUAAGGUCCUCUUCCUGAAGAUAUAUUAUAUAUUACCCAAGUAAAAAUGCAGCAUUUUGGGUUAAUAAUGCCAUUAUGUAUUC